UCUCUCUAAUGCAAAAAAAAAUGUAGCACUUUGUGACUCUCACUCACUUUCUUCCACAUUUUCCCUUCUUCAAUUCCAAUUACAGAUUCAAUGAAAUCAAAACAUAAAGUUUCAACCAUGAUAAGACACGGUUUCAUACCUGACCCAACCAUCUCUUCCUUCUCACCUUCUAGAACCUUCUCUUCUCCAUCCCCAUCCCCAUCUCCACCACCAUCCACAAUUCGCCCGAGUCAAACUCAACCCCAAACUCAGUCACUGUUUGACAUGAUGUCAGAGGAUCAAAACCGCGACGCCAAAUUCUCCGACAAAAAGCGCCGGAAAAUGCAAUAUCGGGUGAAGAAGCUUCUAGAAGAUGCUUCGUUUAGCGGCGUCAAUGUGAAGCUGACGGUGGUCGGGAAGGAAGGGUUGAAGGUUUCGAUGGAAGUUCAGAAGAGCGUUUUGGUUGAUAAGAGUAGAUUCUUCGCGGAGAAGUUCAGAUGAGCGUUUUGGCUGAUAAGAGUAGAUUCUUAUGUGGAAGCUGUCGUUUUGAUGCAUUAUGUGGAUCUUAACCAGAGGUUGAGACUCAUCGGUGAAGCUUGUGAAUUGUGUACGAUGUUGCCGUUAAUUGCCAUCUUGCAACUCGCAUUUUGUUGUUGCAACUCAAUUGUCUUUAUUUCGGAGAAACGGCCUAGAGGACGCCCACCUGGAAGUGGAAGGAAACAACAACUAGCUGCUCUAGAUGGGCCAGCUGAAGAUCUAUAUGAAAUUUUCUACCUUUGUUCUCAUCAAUACAUUUGUUCUCUUUUCAAUGAUUAAAAGGAUGUUCCGAGUGUUUGGGCAUGACAGAGUUUGCGUAUUAGAUGGUGGCCUACCAGGAGAUUAAAAGGGUGCUGGAGGACCUGAUGAUGAAGAAAAUAGAUAGCCGCCAUGGUUGAAACCUCUACUGAAAGAGCGUUUCUUUGUUCAAUGUAAGAUGCACGCUGAUUCACAUAAGAGUGAGUGUAACAUGUACUGUUUGGAUUGUAUGAAUGGUGCUCUUUGUUCUCUGUGUCUCAAUUAUCAUAAAGAUCAUCGCGCUAUUCAGAUAAGGAGGUCUUCAUACCAUGAUGUGAUUAGGGUGAAUGAGAUUCAGAAGGUGUUGGACAUUUCCGGGGUUCAAACAUAUAUUAUCAACAGUGCUAGGGAUGUGUUCUUGAAUGAGAGACCUCUGCCAAGGCCCGGCAAAGGCGUCACCAACACUUGCGAAGUCUGCGAGCGCAUCCUUCUCGACUCGUUUCGAUUUUGUUCUCUUGGUUGCAAGCUAUGGUUAUUCAGAAAUGAACAUUCAACUUGCUGAUAUGAAUCUCAGAGCAAAAUCUCAGAGCAAAGUUGGGGAUUUCUUCUCAGAAUCCAACUAUUCCGGGAGAGGACGAAGCUAGUAGUCCACAAAUGAAAGUGAUCAAACAAAUGAAGAUGGAGUCGAUGAAUUAGAUGAAGAAGACCUUAGUAAUAAAUUCUAAUUUGUAUUAUUUUUCUUGUUGACUUGGUGUAUCUUUUUAACUUGGGUGGACAAAUGAUCAUUAGUAGCUUGGUUGUUUGAGUCAUUUUUAGUAAUGUGAUUAUGUAAGUACUUUUACUAACUUUGUAGCAUUUUUUAUAGUAACAAGUUGUUCUAUGAAUUUAUCUUAUUUAAA
Molecule: messenger RNA, 1652 nt
Organism: Vicia villosa (hairy vetch)
Lineage: Eukaryota; Viridiplantae; Streptophyta; Magnoliopsida; Fabales; Fabaceae
Product: protein RGF1 INDUCIBLE TRANSCRIPTION FACTOR 1-like
Exons: 6
Coding region: 953-1315 (120 amino acids)
Source: RefSeq, a predicted model, not a curated record